UGAGAAAGGUGGUGGGCACAUCCUCCAAGAGAAACAGCUUGAGAAGCCUUUAUCGCUAAAGGGUGCUGUCCCCAGACAUUGGAGGGUGCCCUGCAUUGGAAACAAGAGACUGGGAGCUUAGGCCAGUGGAAGGGGAAGGAGGGAAGCGCCGCCACUGGCCCCAGGAGUGGAAAUGGAGGAACAGGACAAGGCUGGCUCCAAAUUGUGGGACGGAUUACCAGGGGAAGGGAAGAGAGGCCCCCAGAUGGUCCAAGUUGGGAGCAUUGGGAAUUUCCUGAGUAAGGCUCCCCUGCAGCCAAUUAAACGGGAACCAGACGAAGGGCUGCAGCAGCAACAGCAGCACUGGGAAGCCCAGUGGCAGGAGUUCCUCAAGAGCGUGCAGGCCCCGGACUCCGGAUCCCAGCCUCAGCUUGUGUCAGGGGAGGAGGCCAAGGACUUCCAGGCCUCCCUCCGGGGAGUCGCCGAUACCGCCCACUGGUCGAGAGGAGGGUGGGCGGCCCAGAGCCUGCCGGACCUUGGUGGAGAGGCCCCAAAGGUUUACCGCAGCCUGGACCCCUUCGUGAAAGUGAAGGAAGAGCUCCCGCACAAGGCCGCUGGCCUCCAUGCGGAGACGCGGCGCCAGCGCUUCCGCCAGUUCUGCUACCAGGAGGCCAAAGGGCCCCGGGAGGUUUGCCACAAGCUCCGGGAGCUCUGCCACCGGUGGCUGAAGCCCGAGAGGCACAGCAAGGAGCAGCUCCUGGAGCUGCUGAUCCUGGAGCAGUUCCUGGCCAUCCUGCCCCCGGAGAUGCAGAGCUGGGUCCGGGGGAGCGGUCCGGAGAGCUGCAGCCAGGCGGUGGCCCUGGCCGAGGACUUCCUGAUGGGGCGGCGAGACGGCAAGAGAUGGGGACAGCAGGGUGCAGCUCCUUUCACAGAGGUGCCUGUGAGUUCUUCUGAAGCAGACCAGGUUCCGUCGGACCUUCGGAAUAAACAGUUCUGCAGAGUAACUAAGCAGGAGCAGUGCAAGGAGGGGAAGACCCCAGUGGAUGACGGACAGGCAGGAGAGAAUCUUUGCCAUCCGGAAGGUUCCGACCAGGUGGAGCCACAUGAUGCCUCCAUGAGAAUAGGCUUAGCUUUCCAGAAUUACGAAGAGGGCACCACGCUUUUCGGUCCACAGGGAACAGCAGGGAAGCAGAGGAAAGACCCGGAAAAUAGGACGGGGGACGCCGUAGCCAACUGGGAAGGACACUGCCACCGAAAAGAAGCCAAAGUCCAGGAUUGUGAGGAAUUGCAAGGCUGUGACAACAGCGAAGGGGGCGUCAGACUGACCAGUGGCCUUCUUAAGCACAAACCGAACACUCCGGACCAGAAGCCAUUCAAAUCCUUGGACUGCGGGGAAACGUUCCCUCAGAGCUCCAGCCUCAUCCCACACGGGCGGAACCACAUGGGGGACCGGAGAUUCAAGUGUUCCGAGUGCGGGAAGAGCUUCAAUCAGAAGCGGUACCUCACGGGGCACAAGAGGAUCCAUAAAGGAGAGACGCCGUACAAAUGCUUGGACUGUGGGAGGAGCUUCAACCGGAAGUGGAACCUCAUUGCGCACAAGCGGAUCCACUCGGGGGAGAACCCCUACAAAUGCUUGGACUGCGGGAAAACCUUCAGCCAAAAGGGGAACCUCAUGACCCACGUGCGGAUCCACACGGGGGAGAAGCCCUACAAGUGUGCGGAGUGUGGGAAACGAUUCAGCCAGAGGGCAGGCCUUACAUCACACAGGAAAAGCCAUAUAAAAAUCAACACCGUAGGGAAAGCUACCGUGGGUUAUCUGAUUUUCUUAAACCUCAGUGAAUCUGCACAGGAGGGGAGCCCCGUAGAAGCUUAGGAGAGGGGAGAAAACUUUCAUGUGGAGCUCCGAACGUUCCCGUAUAUGAGAAAAUGCAUUUCAUAGGGGGAAAAACUAAAACGUCUGAUGGUAAUAGAAACAGGGUGUGCUCGCAUAGUAUAAAGGAUCAGAAAAUCCCCAAGAGGUGGUUGAGGGGAAUUAUCUCAAUGUUUUGACUGACUGACUGACUGACUGUGGGGCGGAAUCAUCACUCUUAGCUGACCCAGUCUUCACAAA
This is a messenger RNA of Elgaria multicarinata webbii, 2089 nucleotides long. RefSeq names its product zinc finger and SCAN domain-containing protein 31-like. Bases 173 to 1852 code for a protein of 559 amino acids. The record is from RefSeq and is a predicted model, not a curated record. Lineage: Eukaryota; Metazoa; Chordata; Lepidosauria; Squamata; Anguidae. Gene Ontology annotation, molecular function: DNA-binding transcription factor activity, RNA polymerase II-specific; RNA polymerase II cis-regulatory region sequence-specific DNA binding. The transcript is spliced from 3 exons. Gene Ontology annotation, biological process: regulation of transcription by RNA polymerase II.